Eimeria tenella is the source of this 5613-nucleotide messenger RNA. RefSeq names its product SET domain-containing protein, putative. The coding region runs from base 1 to 5613 and encodes 1870 amino acids. The transcript has 11 exons. The record is from RefSeq and is a predicted model, not a curated record. Lineage: Eukaryota; Apicomplexa; Conoidasida; Eucoccidiorida; Eimeriidae. Gene Ontology annotation, molecular function: histone H3K36 methyltransferase activity; protein binding. Gene Ontology annotation, biological process: regulation of DNA-templated transcription. Gene Ontology annotation, cellular component: nucleus; chromatin.
AUGAGCCAAGGCAGCAGGGAGCUCAAGCCGGCGGCAGCCGCUGCUUUCCCUGUUCCUUUGCCGCCUUCAGUUCUUUCUUUAAAGGCUUGGCCUCCCACGCUUCAAGAGGUUCCCUCCUCCCUUCUCUCUCCUUCCUGCUGCCCUUAUGACUCUCAGCCCGAUGCAGCAGUCAAAUCGCUUCAGGCUGCAGCAAAAGCAGCGACAGCUGCAGCGCGAGCAACACCUGCAAACCCCGAAACAGCAACGGCAGUAGAAGCAGCAGAGCUCGUACCACUGUCAGCAAAACGCCGGAGAGUGGAUUGCUUUACGGAGAUGUAUGCAAACGAAGGGAAUUCUGCUGCUGCUGCUGUUUCUCAGAGGGCGCCACAGGCCACAAACCAUAGGGAAGUAGCCCCAGCUACUCCCUCUCCCCACACUCGGGCCCUGACCAGACGUCUCCAGCGGCCGCCGGUGCUGGAGCAGUUCGUCUCGCUGCUGGAGGCUGAAAAUCUGCAGCAGCAGCAGCAGCAGGAAAAGCAACGCAUGGAACAGCAUGGGCAGCAAGAGAAGCGAACGCACGGACAGCAGCAGCGGGAGGGACAGGACUACAGCUACUUGCUACAGCAAGAACAGCAGCAGCAGCGACAACGGCAGCAGGAAGAGGAAAGGCAGGGAGAGCAGCAACGGGAGAGGCAGGAGCAGCAGGAGUUCCAAGGUGAGGACAGCGGAACUGAUCAGCAGCAGUUCGCGCUUGCCAUAGCGCUGCUUCGGUCUCUACCAAUAUGGAAGAGGCAGCCAGAAUCCAUUCCAGCCUUAGUAAAGGCAGCAGCAGCAGCAGCAGCGGCGAGACAGCGUGGAAGGGGGCCAACGGGCGAGGCCUGCAGCAGCAACGGCAGCAGCCGCAGCUUUGACAGCAUGCUAGACGGGCCCCCAUUUGUGUCUGCCACGAUUCACUGGGAGGCGAAGAGGCAGGCAGUAUGCGUAAAGGCUUAUAAGAGCCCCAGCAGCAGCAGCAGCAGCAGCAGCUCUUGCCGCUACUUCCCUCUGCGUCGCCUCAGCCGAGAGAGCCCAGGGGGACAUCCCUGCCUGCUUCGCGGGGUGCCCUCGAGCUCCAGCCACUUGCAGCCAGCGCAGCUCGUGUGUCCCAGGAAGCUUCUUUUUGCUGCAUAUGUCUUCUUCCUGCAGCUGCCUUUGCUGCCGCCAGCAGCACAGCCCCGCGUGCGCCCGUUGGAUCUUCACAAGGGCCACCCCGCGGGGCCCCAGGGGCCACCCAAGGCUUUCAAUUCACUGAACUUGGAGCAGCACAAUGCUGGGAAGGGGGCAGCAGCGCAGCAGGGCGGCCAGAGGCACGCAGAGGGGUCUCAGCUUGCUGCAGAAGCGCUUGCUGCUGCAGCAGUUGCUGCAGGGUGCCGCGCUGCUGCCGCAUCCUUCAACAGCAACCACGGCCAGCAGCAGCAGCAGCAGCAGCAACUGCAUGGUUUGCAAGCGGCGACUGUCCUUCUUCUCGCUUGGUCCUUCUCUUGCCCUGAGCAGACUACCAGUGCUCCUGGUGCUGCGGCUGCGACUUCGGCCGCAGCGCAGGAGCAGCAGCAGCAGCAAUGCCGAGAGGUAGGCUCAUGCACUGUCAGUGCGCAAGGGCAACUCUUUACAGGAAGUGAUAAGGCUGCAAAUCUUUCCGAGACUUCACCGAUUGAAGCCGAUAGCCACAAUGGACUGACAUGCCGGAUUUGCGGCCAGCUUAGCCGCCCGCGGUCGCCGGGACUUUCUUCAUUUGAGACUCACGAUAUCCAUAUCCAACAGCAGCAUGCAUUCCUUGCACCCCUGUUGGCGGCACUGCUCCCCUUCAGCCCCACGCAUGCAGCACAGGCAUCAGCAGCAUCGGCUCACAUCAUAGGCGCUGCUGCUGUCUGCAGCAGCAAACCGGCCGCGAAGGACGUUGCACUAGCUAUCAGGCGGCUCGACCAAGUUGCAGUCACGGCCUCGAGCUCUGCGCAGCAAGAGCAGCAACAGCAGCAGCAGCAGCUGGAACCGAACGCUUUCAUGUCUGCAUGCACGGCUGCUGUGACACGGCUGCUGCUCCAGCUAGACGGCGUCACCCCCGUGAGCCCUAAAGCAUGCUUGAUGGAGCAGCGGCGGCUGCUCAUCGCGCUUGCAGCUGUGAAACCCCCUAGAUCUUUUUCGGGGGGCGCAAAUAUGCAAGAGAUUCAUCCAAAGGAGCAUGUCUUGGGGGCUUUUGUAGCUGACCAGCAGCAGCAACAGCAGCCGCACCAGGAGCAGCAGCCGCUCCCCCCAUCCGCAGCUGUACGUGGAGAGACAACUUCGGCUAAACUGCUGCAAGAGCAAGAAUUGACCGUGCAACGGCUGCUGGAACAGCAGCUGCAGCAGCAGCCUGCUGACGCUUUUGUUGCUCCCGUUCUAGAGUUGCCCGAAUCUGUCAGUGGCCCCUUGGGACUGUGCAGUGCUGCAGCUCCUACGGCUGAGUCUGCUGCAUUCUUAAUUAGCCACAUUCGCGCUGCAGUUGAAAGCAAGCUGCUUGUUCCGUCUGUGUGCGAGACCAUACUUAGAGCGAAGCUGUGGGACGCCACUGCUGCUGCUGAUGCGGGCGCUGCUGCCUCUGCGGACAACACUGCUGCUGAUGUUGGUUGUAACAACAUACAGAGCCGCAUCUUUCGCAGCAGGGGAACCGAAGACCAGCUCUGCAGCCAACGCCGCAGAGUGAAAGUGCCUUUUUUGCGGCAAUUUCUAAGCGAAGCUUGCCCGGAUUGUAGCAGCAACGGGGUCGCGAAUGGUUGUUUCUGCUGCUGUGGUGGCAGUUGCAUGUCUCGUCGAGGCUCUGAAGAGAUGUCAGGAGCUGCCGUAGACCCCACAGGCCAACGAAAUGACCCUUUCGCUGCUGCCUGCCGGCGGAUGAGCUGGUAUGAGGCUCUCUGUCUUGUCCCGCAGCAGCUGCAUUCGCUGCAGUUAGAGUCCACUUCACUCGGAGCAGCGGCAGCGGCAAGAAGUGAAACAGCAGCAGCCGCAGCUGGCAAAGAAACAGCAGCAGCCUCAGAGACCGAAGCAGCAGCAGCAGACUCUGCAGCUGCAGCUGAAUCUCUGCACUUGCUCGCCGUUGUGCUGCCUCCGUUCGGUGGGCCUCCGUUGCAGCGGGACCGGCUUGAGCGUGUAUUAAUACAGGCGCGAAUGAGGUCUGCGCAUCCUCUCAUCUCUUCUCUUCUUCAAGAAGGGCAAAGUGCGGUGCCUCGAAGUCUUAUUACGCUAACAGUGGCGUUGCCCGAACCUACAGCUGCAGCUGCUGCUAUUGUCGGGUUGCGGGAGUUCCUCACUAACCGGGCCAGACCACUGGUCCUUGCUUUGCUGUUUCCUGAGUCAGAUUUCGCAGAGGCAUCAGGGGGUCCUGCUUCUCUUGCUUCUACAGCAGCUGAAGACACGGCAUCUGCUGCUGCUGAUGCUAUUGGCGCGUGCUACCGGCGCUGCCUACAGCUAAUCGAAGCCGCUGCCACUGCGGUUUGCUGCUGUGGUGAAACACCAUGUCCAGCUGUUUUAUCUAGACCAGUCCGUUCUUUACUGCAGUAUGUAUUAGAGAGCGUGGAGUGCCCUCGCUGCAGCAUUCAGAGCAACGUGGAGCCGCGCUGUAACAGCUGCUGCGUUACGCUGGAGGCUGCUGUUGCCGCAGCAGCUGAGCAUGUCACAGACGGGAGUCUCGGUGCAGAAAAGACAGCAGCCGUUGCUGCUGCACCGCUUCAGGGUUCGGCAACUGCCUCUGAGCGUCAGGACGAACUUCCUCAGCAGUCCAGUGGAGUUCUGUGUCGCCGCGUGCUGUCAUUUCUCUGUGGGGCUCUUGUUGAAUUCUUGAAAGAGUGGGAAGGCACUGCACCAACCGCUGCAGACAGUGAGAAAUCAUGGAUUCCCAGAGUCUGUCAGGCCAAGGAAGGGAUCUCACACCAGUCUCUUGCUGCUACUGCUGGUGAAGCUGAGCCAUGUGGGGGCCUUCUGGAGGACGUGCACGUCAGGCAGCCGUCUGUACAACAGGAGUGCUUCAAAUUUGGGGGUCUUCCUGUUGCAUGCGAUGACACGCAGACUGGCCUCUUAAUUCAAGCUACUCCUUUUGGAGCUCGCGUCGUGAGGGGGACGCCAUUAAUGUGCCGCCACCAGCUGCAGCAGGUUGCGGCUCUUUCAGAAGGCUCUGGACUUGCACCGGAAGUCAGGGGUGGCCCUGCAACAGGAGCAGCUGCUGCAGGGAGCAUCGUCAUCGGCAGUAGUAGCAGCAGCAAUAGCCGAAGAGCCCAAGGCAGCGCCGGCACCGGCUGUGGCUUCAGCAGCAAUGGCCGAGGCACCAGGCCUGACAGCAAUUUUUCGCUACACCACUUUCUCCACGCCCCCCUCACCCUAUCCUUACCUAAAGACUCCUCUCCGGCAUCAUCUGCGUCAGACUACGCCCAAGAAGGUCUGCGAAAAGGUUCUGCCUUGGCAACCUCUUUUGCAGGUCUCGCUAGGGCCUUCAAUGACAACCCACCCCAUGCGGCCUCAAAGAAUCGUACGAGGGCUUCUCUCGAGGAUGAGGAGCCUGUGCCUUGGCAAAGCGUCGAUAUCUUCGCGUGGAGUCUGAUGGACGAAAACGGGGCCGAUGCGGACACGUCUCUUGAAUUCCGUCUCUCGAAAGCCUCCCUGUGCAGGAAGUCAACACCAAGAGGGGGCCCUACGAACUCUCCUGUUUCUUCACAGCAAGCGGCAGCCAAAAGGUCUGCAGCAGCCGAACCUGCACAAGAAGGAGCAGCAGGAUCAAGAACAGCAGUGGCAGAGGCUGCAACCGAAACGACUGCUAGAGUGGGAAACGCAGCAGCUGCUGCAGCAACAGAAGCAAGAUGUGCAGAGCUAUCAGCUUCGUCGAGGGCAUUCUCCCCUUGCGCAUCAGACUCUGAGGAGCCGCCCCUUCAUGGAGACAGCAGCAAUCAUCUCUUGGCGGCGGUAUGGCAGGCAGCGAGUGGCCCUGUCUUAGACUUGGCAGCAGGAGAGGCUCAGCGCCGCAGACUUUCUCCGUUCUUUGGACUCGUUCUGGAGGAGACUGGAUGCCUGCCAGAGGCAGCAGAUCUGCAGCAGCAGCGCAACAAGUUGUUCUUCCUCUUUGACGCUGUGGACAGACUGAAGACAGCUCAACUCUACGAGAGUCCCUCGAGAGCUACUCAGCUUGCUGCCCGUCAGAAGUAUCUGCGAAUAGCCAAGUCUUCCGUGCACGGGUGGGGUGUCUUUGCUGCGGAGCCCAUCCGCCGCGGCGAGUUUAUCGUGGAGUACGCUGGAGUCGCCGUGUCAGAGGCGAGGGCAAACUUUCUGGAGGCGCAGUAUGUGCAGAGCAUGGGGGGUAGCACGUAUUUUUUCAAGCUAAGGAAUGGCUCCAUAGUGGAUGCGACUGCUUGCGGCAGCGCAACGCGAUUCAUUAACCACUCUUGCGCCCCUAACUGCUGCACAGUGGAUAUCUUGGACGAAGAUGAAGAAGAUGGUGGCAGCCACGUUGGCCUCGUGGCUCUUAGAGACAUCGCUAUGGGAGAGGAGCUGCUGUACAAUUAUAGCUUGUCCGAGAGUUCUUUGGGACAGGAGGUCUGCUGCUGUGGGGCGCCGAAUUGCCGAGGGUAUAUGUAA